AUGUGUGUGCGUGUGUCUGAUCAAGCGGAGCACGGGCCGGACAGCCAGGUGGUGCUGCUGGCGCUGCCGGGGGUGGACCUGGAUGCGGUGCAGAUGGAGGUGUCGCGGCAGUGCGACGCGCUGCCCCGCAGCGACACCGCGCGCAAGGCGCUCGCGCACAGCUGCGUAGUGACGGUCAGCGGCAAGGAGGAGGCCUGCCGCAUCAGCAAUGCGUACGCCCCCGAGCACCUCAUAGUGAACGUCGAGGACGCAGAGUCGUGGCUGCCCGCCCUCGACAACGCGGGGUCCAUCUUCAUGGGCCGCUGGACGCCCGAGUCGGUCGGCGACUACGCGUCGGGCACCAACCACGUACUGCCGACGUACGGCUACGCGCGGAUGUACAGCGGUGUCAGCCUGGAGAGCUUUACUAAAAAGAUGACAGUGCAGAGCCUGAGCUUCGAGGGGCUGCAGGCGCUGGGGCCGAGCGUGGCGAAGAUGGCGGAGGUGGAGGGGCUCGACGCGCACCGGCGGGCGGUGACGCUGCGGCUAGGGAUGAGCUAG
Monoraphidium neglectum is the source of this 540-nucleotide messenger RNA. Its product is annotated as histidinol dehydrogenase. The record is from RefSeq and is a predicted model, not a curated record. Gene Ontology annotation, biological process: L-histidine biosynthetic process. The transcript has 3 exons. Gene Ontology annotation, cellular component: chloroplast stroma; cytoplasm. Gene Ontology annotation, molecular function: histidinol dehydrogenase activity; metal ion binding; NAD binding. NCBI's taxonomy places the organism in Eukaryota, Viridiplantae, Chlorophyta, Chlorophyceae, Sphaeropleales, Selenastraceae. Bases 1 to 540 code for a protein of 179 amino acids.